GGUUCUUGGAAUCCCUUAUGUCAAUGUUCACACAUGAUCAAGGAGCUGGGCUGACCAUCAUGUCUGACAGGCAAAAGGGUUUGAUUAAAGCAAUGGCUGAUGUUAUUCCCAAAGCUGAGCAAAGGUUUUGUGUGAGGCAUAUUUGGGCUAACUUCAAGCUCAACUUCACUGGAUCAACCUUUAAGGAGCUGUUUUGGAGAGCAGCUAGGGCCACCACCAUUUUUGAGCAUGAAAUUGCCAUGGAGUCUAUCAAAUUCCUCGAUGAAGAGGCAUAUGAGUAUUUAAUCAACAUUCCUCCCCACCAUUGGUCUAGACAUGCAUUCACACCAAACUGCAAGUCCAACAUGUUGUUGAACAACAUGUGUGAGACUUUCAAUGCAGUCAUUAGGCCUGCCAGAGAUAAACCUAUCCUCACCCAAAUGGAAUGGAUGAGGAGGUAUAUUAUGAACAGGAAUAAUGAAAAGUGGGAGGAUUCAAAAACAAUUACACACAACUUAGUGCCAUAUGUGAGGCAUGUUCUGGGGAGGAUAGACUUUGUGGCUAGGUCCUGUGUGGUGCAGCCAUCCAGAGGGAAUACAUUUGAGGUGCAGCUGAAGGAUGACCAGGUGUUGGUUGAUUUGGACAAGGAGACCUGCACAUGUUACCAUUGGGAACUCACUGGCAUUCCAUGUGUUCAUGCUUAUGCCUGCAUAUUGGAUAUGAGGGGUGACAUAGAGGCUGUUGUUGACCCAUACGCAUGGACACAUACAGGUCUGCUUAUGAACCAGCUGUCCAACCAAUGCCUGGCCCAAAGCACUGGGAGACAGUCAGAAUGAGGGAACCACUACCCCCUUCUGUUAAGGUGCAACCUGGGAGACCAAAGAGCAAAAAAAGGAAGCUUGAGCCAGGAGAAUGUUCUUCUUCAGGUGGUCAGGCAAGUACCAAGAGGAAGAAGCAAUGCAGCAACUGUGGGGGAUAUAGGCAUUAUGCCAAGACUUGCAAAGUACCUGCUGCACCAGCUACAGAGCUGAUAAAGUCAGCAGGCAGACCCCCACUGAACACUCCUUGGAUGGUGGAGGAGAGGAAGAAGAAAGAGAUUAGGGCUGCUAAAAAGGUAACACAAGCAUUACACCAACUCCCCCUUUGUUUUAUAUAUGUAUGUGUCUUUUCCAUUGACUUUUUAUUUUUAUAUGCAUGUCAUAGAGUGCAAUUGGGGCUGGACCAAACAGCAUAGGAAACAAAAAGUUUCCUCAAGAGCAAGAAGGUUGUCUGCCAUUCAGCAAGCGCCCACAGCCACAGUCUUCCUCAGCUAAGCAUUCCUCAGCUCAGCCAUCCUCUAGUCAGCCAUCCUCAGCUCAGCCUUCCUCAAGUCAGCCUGCCUCAAGCCAACCAAAAAGAAAGACAAGGUCUUCCUCAAGUCAGCCUACAACAGCCACAGGUGUUGUAACAAGGGCCAGGCUGCAAUCCCUCAACAACCUUACUCAGUGAUGUACUCAUGCUGGAUAUCAAACAUUAUGUCUGUUGAACAAUUUCAAACUUUUAUUAUGUACUCAUGACUGGUUAUGUAACUUGCUAGUUUUUUAGUGGCUUCCCUUAACAAAUUUGAACAAUUAGAUAUUGAAUUGUAAUGGUUGCAUGGCUUUGAUUGCCAUUGAAACAUGUUGAAGUAA
Messenger RNA from Chenopodium quinoa (quinoa), 1649 nucleotides. RefSeq lists its product as uncharacterized. Gene Ontology annotation, molecular function: transposase activity; DNA binding; zinc ion binding. The record is from RefSeq and is a predicted model, not a curated record. Bases 18 to 815 code for a protein of 265 amino acids. Gene Ontology annotation, biological process: DNA transposition. The transcript is spliced from 3 exons. Lineage: Eukaryota; Viridiplantae; Streptophyta; Magnoliopsida; Caryophyllales; Amaranthaceae.